Messenger RNA from Rubroshorea leprosula, 937 nucleotides. The record is from the annotation of a GenBank genome assembly. NCBI's taxonomy places the organism in Eukaryota, Viridiplantae, Streptophyta, Magnoliopsida, Malvales, Dipterocarpaceae.
GUUUGGUUCAACCUUGGGUUUUAUUCCAAGGCAACUGAGGUUGCAAAACUUUGUAGAGUGGUGGAGAUUUUUAACUGAUAUUGAAAAACAAAUGGGUAUUCCUAAUAUGAUAGAACAAUGGGCAAUCAUUUGUUGGAAUGUAUGGAAGGCAAGGAAUAAGAAGUUUUUUGAGCAUGCUGCCUUUAAUCCUGAACAAGUUCUGUUUAAAGCUAAUGCAACGUUUAAGGAUUAUUGCUCAUGUCCUGGUAGAGACUUGCUAGUGCCUCCAAAGCAGAUAAUGAUGAGAAAACAGGUUACCUUUGUUUGGGCUCGUCCUCCACCAGGCUUUCUAAAGAUUAAUGUUGAUGCCUCCUUCAUGCCUAACUCCGGGAUGGCGGCAUUAGCCAUGGUGAGUAGAGAUUCUUACGGGAAGCUUCUUGUUGGAAGAACAUGGAUAUGCUCUGCCAUGUCUCCUCAUAUGGCUGAAGUUAACGCAUUACUGAAGGCUGUACAGUCAGUAGUGGACAUGGGGCUGGAUCGAGUGAUCUUCGAAUCGGAUAAUGAGACAUUGAUUUCAGACGCACAGCAAGAUAGCCAGCCUCUUCCUUGGGAGAUCAACUCUAUCAUACAUAACAUCAGAAGCUUUUGUACUUCUAGGCCAAAUUUCUCCUUUUCUUUUGUCUCUCGUGAAGGAAAUGGAGUGGCAAAUUGGGUUGCACGAUCUGCUCUCAAGGGACAGUUCCCAUAUUAUUGGGCUCAUUGCCCCCAUGAUAUCUUGCUGCAGUUGCUGCUUAAAGAUACUGUAUCUUAAACUCUUAGCUGUAACCUUACUCUUCAUGACAUGCCAAAGUUUCCUGUUUCGUCAAAAACAUGAGAGCAAAUCUUGAUACCAGUUAUGCGCUUUCUUUUAUCCACAUUGAAUUGUUGACUUAAAUUAAAAUAAAAUUAAAAUUUAGAU